AAAUCCCUUACUUGAUGAUGCAUAUAAACUCCCGAGUGUAAGGCAGAAAUUCUGUGGUGAAGUAAAGCGCAGACCUCAUCCCAGAAUUAGCUACUACAGGCACCACCAAUUUAUUUUUGAAGACAAGAUCCUGCAAUUAGAAGAACAUGGCAAGUCUGAACUGGUGUUAUCAAGGCAACAAUGGACCCGACCAGUGGCACAAAUUAUACCCUAUUGCCAAUGGAAACCAUCAGUCCCCUAUUGACAUUAAAACCAAGGAAGUCAAAAAAGAUCCAGCUCUGGGGCAUCUCAAGAUCUCCUGGAAUUUGAGCACCUGCAAAGAGAUUGUCAACGUUGGACACUCCUUCCAUGUGAACUUUGAGGACAAGGAUAACCGAUCAGUGGUGACCGGUGGACCUCUGACUGGAAACUACAGGCUGCAUCAGUUUCACUUUCACUGGGGCCAGGCUGAUGAUCAUGGCUCUGAACACACUGUGGAUGGAGCAAAAUAUGCCUCAGAGCUUCACCUGGUUCACUGGAAUUCAGACAAAUAUUCAAGUUUUGCUGAGGCUUCAGAUAAGCCUGAUGGUUUGUCAAUCAUUGCUGUUUUUCUGAAGGUUGGUCCCCCUAAUGAACAUGUGCAGGACAUCGUGAAGGCAUUAGGUUCGAUAAAGACUAAGGGUAAAAAAGCUCCAUUUACUAAUUUUGACCCAUCAACUUUACUUCCUGGAUCCUUGGAUUACUGGACCUAUCCUGGCUCUCUGACUCAUCCUCCCCUUUUUGAGAGUGUCACCUGGAUUAUCUGUAAGGAGCCAAUUACUAUCAGUUCAGAGCAGCUGGCCCAAUUCCGCAGCCUCAUAUUGACCAAUCAUCGGCUUCCCCAGCCAUUGAAGGGCAGACAAGUGAGAACCUAAUUCCAGCAAAACCAAUAAAAAACAGUUGUAACUGCUAACAGGAA
This is a messenger RNA of Emys orbicularis (European pond turtle), 937 nucleotides long. RefSeq names its product carbonic anhydrase 1-like. Lineage: Eukaryota; Metazoa; Chordata; Testudines; Emydidae. The transcript is spliced from 8 exons. Gene Ontology annotation, molecular function: zinc ion binding; carbonate dehydratase activity. The record is from RefSeq and is a predicted model, not a curated record. Bases 147 to 893 code for a protein of 248 amino acids.